Dufourea novaeangliae is the source of this 1123-nucleotide messenger RNA. Its product is annotated as phosphotriesterase-related protein. NCBI's taxonomy places the organism in Eukaryota, Metazoa, Arthropoda, Insecta, Hymenoptera, Halictidae. The transcript has 7 exons. The record is from RefSeq and is a predicted model, not a curated record. The coding region runs from base 1 to 1062 and encodes 353 amino acids. Gene Ontology annotation, molecular function: zinc ion binding. Gene Ontology annotation, biological process: catabolic process.
AUGGCGAUCCCAAAAGGCACCGUACAAACUGUACUCGGUGAGAAAAGUGCAGACGAGCUUGGCAAGGUCCUCACCCACGAGCACCUGGCUUUAUCUUUUAACACGUUUUAUGUUCCCCCGCCGGAUCACCUGGAUCGGUUCCUGUACGACAAGAUAGAGAUCCAGAAUCUCGGUGUUUUAAGACAAUACCCUUAUAGUAGCAAGUACAAUUUGAAAUUCAACGACAAUGACACGUUCAAUGCUGUGUUGGAGGAUGUGAAACUUUUCCGCGAGUUCGGUGGCGGCACCAUCGUGGAGAACAGUAACUACGGUCUGGAACGUGACAUUCCACUGAUGAGAAAGAUCAGCCGAGAGACCGGAGUGAAUAUUAUUGCCGGGACAGGCUACUACGUCGCCGCCACCCAAAGCACACACGCUCUGCUGAACUACAGUAUAGAAGACAUGUACUAUAUGAUGUGGGGUGAAAUGACGCAAGGAUGCAUCGUGGUUCCUGGCGUAAAAACAGGAUUCAUCGGGGAGGUUGGAAGUAACUGGCCAAUCGAAGAGUUCGAGAAACGGGCGAUUCAAGCGACCGGGAAACUUCAGUCGGAGUUGAAAUGCCCGGUCAGCUUUCAUCCUGGACGAGAUCCUGCGGCGCCCGCCGAAAUAAUGAGGAUCUAUCAAGAGGCCGGCGGUGAUAGCCGGAAAGCUAUCAUGUCUCACAUGGAUCGUACUAUUACGGACGAGCAGAAGCUUUUGGAGUUCGCCGACGAGACGAAGUGUUACUGCCAGUUCGAUCUGUUCGGAUUGGAGUGCUCGUUUUACCAACUGAGCCCGAAGAUCGACAUGCUGUCGGACGCUCAACGGAUCGAUCGGGUGAAGAUUUUACGGGACGAUGGAAAAUUAGAUCGUGUGCUCUUGAGUCACGACAUUCACACGAAACACAGACUAAUGAAGUUUGGUGGUCACGGAUACUCUCACAUUCUGAACAACGUUCUGCCACAUAUGAUGCUGAAGGGCUUCACUCAACAAGAAGUGGACACGCUGACUAUUCAGAAUCCAAAGAAUUGGUUGUGCUACUGAACAUUCUCUUCUGGAGUGAAUGUAUUUACAAGAAGUGAUAAAAAGAUUGUGGAUUUUGUUU